Messenger RNA from Capsella rubella, 1959 nucleotides. RefSeq names its product protein HEAT INTOLERANT 4. The transcript has 16 exons. The coding region runs from base 86 to 1867 and encodes 593 amino acids. NCBI's taxonomy places the organism in Eukaryota, Viridiplantae, Streptophyta, Magnoliopsida, Brassicales, Brassicaceae. The record is from RefSeq and is a predicted model, not a curated record. Gene Ontology annotation, biological process: regulation of cellular response to heat.
AUCAUCAACCUAACUACACACAAAAUACUCAGAUCUCUCUUUCGUAAAAAUAUUUAAAGAGAAAAAACUUAAGGAGUCAACAUUAAUGGAGAAUAUGAGAAACGCCGGCGAAGAAAACGAUUCUCACAGGAUCCCAUUUACCUUCUUUGAUCAAUCUUCACUAACGAUUCCUAUCUUGAAGUUUUUUGGUCUCGACUAUUCUUCUUCUUCAUCAUCAUCAUCUGGUGGUCUUUGUUCUUCAUCUCACAGCGAGGAAGAUGAAGGUAUGGUUAUAAAGGAGGAGGAGGAGGAGGAAGAUGAUAUGACCGUUGAACUUAAAACCACAACGCAGCUGUUGCAGAAGAGUAGGCCCAAGCCUCCCACAAGCUCUGUACGGGUGGGGGGGACGUUAAAAUCACGCAAGAAAGGACGACAGGAAAAGGAAGAGAGAGAGUCACACUCGAGAAUGAGGAAGACAGCGAAGAAGAAGGGAGGUUCGCGCGGAGGCCGUAAAGCUGGUUCUACUUCGUCGGCGACUAAGAACGAUGAUGCGGUGGUAGAGACCUCGACGCAGGAGACUCAGCCUACUCAGGAGACUCAGUCUACUCAGGAGGCAGAGGAAACGGAAGCUAAGGUGGAAUCCCCGCAGCCUGAUAAGGAGGGAGAUCACGCAGAAGAGGCGAAAGAGAAUCGGGAGGAGGAAGCGGCGAAGGUUGAUUCUAAGCCUGCGGAUGAAGGUGAUAAAGAAGAAGAGGCCAAAGACGAUCAGGAGGAGGAAAAAGAAGAGGCCAAAGACGAUCAGGAGGAAGAAGCGAGAGAGGAUCAGAAGAUGGAUGAAAGUGCGAGCCAAAAGGAGGAGGGGAAGGGUGCGUCUUCUUCACCAUUGCAGCUUCGUCGUGGGAAGCGUAAGAGAGUUACAAAGACGGAAUCGGAGAAGAAAACCACUCCGAGAGCCAAGCGAGCCAAAGCAACCAAGGCGCAAGAGGAUGAGCCUGAGUACUUCAAGGAGAAGCGUAAUCUGGAGGAUUUGUGGAAGGCUACAUUUCCAGUGGGAACGGAGUGGGACCAACAGGAUGCACUUAGUGAAUUCAACUGGGAUUUUACAAAUCUUGAAGAAGCGCUGGAGGAAGGUGGAAAGCUCCAUGGGAAGAAAGUCUAUAUUUUUGGCUGCACUGAGUCUCACUCACUCCCUUACAAAAAUAAAAACAAGGAUGUCCUUGUUCCUGCUGUCGUUUGUAUCGAAUCAUCUAUUCCCCCUUCUGAUAAGAUAGGAGUUGCAUCAGUUCAAGGAGAGGUUGGGGAAAUCAUUCCAAUGAAAACUAUGAAAAUGGCUUGGGUUCCUUACGUCCCACUUGAAAAAAGGGAUAGAGAAGUUGAUAGGAUGAACUUUCAAAUUUUCGUCUUGAGCUGUAGUCAGAGAAGGUCUGCUCUCAAACACUUGAAGGACGAUCGCGUUAAAAAAUUCAACUAUUGCCUUCCUUACAUCAACAACCCAUUUAAGGUAGAUGAAUCUGAUCAGAGCACUGUGGUUCAAAUAAUGUUCCCUUCUGAGCCACCAGUUGAAUGUGAAUAUGACUGGGUGAAAAGCGACAUUGAGGAAUUCACCGACAAUCUGAUCAAAGAGGAGACAUUACUCCCGGGACAGAAGGAUGAGUUCGAGGAGUUUGUUAAAGGGCAAAGUGACAAAGCUAAGAAAGCUUAUGAAGAGGCACAAGAAGCCCGAGAGAAAGAAAAGAUAGGACUGAGCUUAGAAACCAAAAAAGCCUACGAAGAAAUGAAGUUGUACAAGUUUUAUCCAUUGCCUUCACCAGACACACCCGACACUGCAGGAAUCAAGAAGUCCCCGAUCAUAAACAGGUACUUCGGGAAGGCUCACGAAGUCCUAUAAUCAUUUCUCCAAAACCUAGGAACCUUUUUGUUUCGGCAAAACAUUAUGAACAACUGAAUACCAAAGAAACCACUUUGGGAUGGUUUAGGCUC